Molecule: messenger RNA, 693 nt
Organism: Lecanosticta acicola
Lineage: Eukaryota; Fungi; Ascomycota; Dothideomycetes; Mycosphaerellales; Mycosphaerellaceae
Source: the annotation of a GenBank genome assembly
AUGGCCCUCCUGGAGAUCGCGUGUUUCAACCCCGAAAGCGCUAUUCUCGCCGAUGAAGCAGGCGCAGAUCGGAUUGAGCUCUGUGAGAACCAGGAGGCCGGAGGCACAGCACCGCCAAUCGAAUGGCUGACAGUCGUCAAAGCCAGAGUCAAUAUACCCGUCUUCGUCAUGAUCAGACCGCGUGGUGGAGACUUUGUGUACUCAGAAUCUGAAUUUGAAUCCAUGAUUGCCAACAUCGACAAAUUCAAAGCCAGCGCGGAUGGAUUUGUCUUCGGACUCCUGGAUCAGUACCGGAGGAUUGAUAUGGACAGGACGACAAGACUUGUGAGGCAAGCAAGUCCCCUGCCAUGUACAUUUCAUCGGGCAUUUGACGAGACACCGGACGCCUCUGAGGCUCUGCAGGCUGUCAUAGCCACUGGGUGUGCCGCUAUCCUUACCUCGGGAGGCGCGUCGACAGCGCAUGAGGGUAUUGAGGCCCUCAGGACACUCACUCAGAAGGCUCAAGGGCGAAUCACGGUCAUUCCUGGUGGCGGAGUUCGACUGCAGAAUCUGUCCCACCUACGAGUAGCGACUGGAGCAAGCACUUUCCAUUCUUCCGCGCUGGCAUCUGGUGCAACGAUACCGGAUGCGUCGGAUAUUCGGCAGAUGAAGCGGUUGCUGGAUAACGAGGUCGGAGACAAGAGCAGAGAAUAG